UCUUCUUUAACUCUACUCUCUCUCUCUUCUUUCUCUCUCUACUGUAUAUAAACAUUUUUAUAACAUAAAAUGCCUGCUCAAGUCAUGCCUGAUCAAAGCCUUCAUGGCAUUCCUCUCUUGUCUAGAGACAACAGCAAUCCUCCUUCACCCAGAAGAUUGGAAGGCAAGGUGGCUAUAGUGACCGGAGGAGCAAGAGGUAUUGGAGAAGCAACGGUAAGAUUAUUCGCCAAACACGGUGCAAAAGUAGUAAUCGCCGACGUAGAAGACACACCGGGAACAAUUCUAGCCAACUCAUUAUCACCAUCCGUAACAUUUUUUCACUGCGACGUCAGUCAAGAAGAAGACGUCGAGAAUCUAAUCAACUCAACAAUUUCUCACUACGGCCGGUUAGAUAUUAUGUUCAACAAUGCCGGAGUUCUCGGAAACCAACCCAAAAACAAAAGCAUUCUCAACUUCGAUCCGGACGAGUUCGACCGAGUCAUGCGAGUGAACGUAAAAGGCGUCGCUCUAGGAAUCAAACACGCAGCUCGAGUCAUGAUUCCACGAGGAGUCGGAUGCAUAAUCUCCACGGCGAGUGUCGCCGGAGUUAUGGGCGGGUUAGGUCCUCACGCUUAUACAGCUUCAAAACAUGCAAUCGUCGGAUUAACAAAGAACACGGCGUGUGAACUCGGUCGGUAUGGGAUUAGGGUUAACUGCAUUUCGCCGUUUGGGGUGGCGACGAGUAUGCUUAUUAAUGCAUGGAGAAGCGGCGAUGAAGCGGAAAGCGGCGACGGCGACGAUGAUUUUAUGAGUUUUGGGUUGCCGAGUGAGCAUGAAGUUGAAAAAACAGAGGAAUUUGUGAGAGGGUUGGCUAAUUUGAAGGGUCCGACGUUAAGAGCUAAAGAUAUUGCUGAAGCUGCUCUGUAUCUUGGUAGUGAUGAAUCUAAGUAUAUUAGUGGUCAUAAUCUUGUGGUUGAUGGUGGAAUUACUACAUCAAGAAAUUGUAUUGGUUUGUAAUUUUUUAUUUUUUAUUUUGGAUUUUUUCCUAAAUUAUUGUGAAAGGCCCAAAUGUAAAGAUUUUUUUCAAUAAUUUAGGGUAUGAAAUUUCUA
Messenger RNA from Mercurialis annua (annual mercury), 1089 nucleotides. Its product is annotated as short-chain dehydrogenase reductase 2a. Gene Ontology annotation, molecular function: oxidoreductase activity, acting on the CH-OH group of donors, NAD or NADP as acceptor. Lineage: Eukaryota; Viridiplantae; Streptophyta; Magnoliopsida; Malpighiales; Euphorbiaceae. Bases 70 to 996 code for a protein of 308 amino acids. The record is from RefSeq and is a predicted model, not a curated record. The transcript has 2 exons.